AUGAAUAGAGCUUUUCUGUAUUUUGGAAAAAUGUUAAAAAGUGAAAUUACACCAUCUGCUACCACGUACACGUUGCUCAUCGAUGCUUACUGCAAGUCUGGAGAUAUAGAAAUGGCCGAAGAUAUGUUUCAAGCAAUGCUUUCAGAGGGUCUACUACCUGAUAUUGUGACUUACAACACUUUAAUGGAUGGCUUCGGCAGGAAGGGACACUUGCAAAAGGUUUUUGGGGUCUUAGAUAUGAUGAAUUCUUCUAAUGUUUCCCCUGAUGUUGUUACAUAUAACACUCUCAUUCAUAGUCUUGCCACAAGAGGAUUUGCCAAUGAGGCAAAACAAAUCAUGUUUGAACUUAUCAAAAGGGGUUUCUCCCUGGAUGUAGCAGCAUUUACUAAUGUUAUAGACGGGUUUUCAAAGAAGGGGAACUUUGAGGAAGUCUUUUUUGUGUUGUUCUGCAUGAGUGAGCAUGAGGUCAAACCCGAUGUAGUGACAUGCAGUGCUCUUCUCAAUGGAUACCGUAAGAAACAUCAAAUGGAACAAGCCAAUGUUUUAUUUCGCAAGAUGCUUGAUAUUGGAUUACAUCCAGACCUGAUACUGUAUAACACUUUGAUUCGUGGAUUUUGUAGUGUUGGAAGCAUUGAUGAUGCUUGCAACUUGAUAUGUAUGGUGGUUGAAAAUGGUAUCCUUCCCAAUAACAUUACUCACCGGGCACUUGUCCUUGGGUUCGGAAAAAAGAGGGUUAGGAAUCCUGUUUUAGUGGCAGCUCUUAAAUUGCAAGAAAUUCUUCUCAGAUAUGGUAUUCAUGCUGAUUUUGAUGAAUAUUUAAUACCAGAAAGCUGCACCCAUUGA
This is a messenger RNA of Rosa rugosa (rugosa rose), 843 nucleotides long. Its product is annotated as pentatricopeptide repeat-containing protein At2g19280-like. The record is from RefSeq and is a predicted model, not a curated record. NCBI's taxonomy places the organism in Eukaryota, Viridiplantae, Streptophyta, Magnoliopsida, Rosales, Rosaceae. Bases 1 to 843 code for a protein of 280 amino acids. Gene Ontology annotation, molecular function: protein binding. The transcript has a single exon.